AUGACUGAUCCGGAGCUACACCUCGUCCGCUAUAAGACUGUUCAGGAAUUCUUGCACGAGAUGAAGCCGUUCGAUGAGAGCUUCAUGAAUCUUGCCUUGGGCCCGCUAUGGGACGACAUAAGUACGAAUCCGACCCGAUCAGAGGAGCGAUCUGAACUCUCUAAUCGUCCCUUAUUCGCUGUGCUCAGCGCCAACGUGCUGGUGAUGACAUUGACCAGAGAUACUGCACACCAUCCCUGGAAGUUGGCAAUUCCAAGCACACUUAAUCCAGACUCGGUACACUAUCAAUUCACCAUUGCAGGCGCCUCCCGAUUACUCGCGUCGACGCUAGACGCGUUAGUGGAGCCCGGGGGCAUAGGAAGGAUUGCUGCCCCUUCUCCUGUGAUGGACGUAUUUAUCGACGCAUGGGCUACCUCUCUGAGUGGCAAGGGCAUCCAAAUUACCGCCCUCCCACUAGACCUUAUCGCCCGCUCUUGUUACGCAACACGCCAGACGGUGCCUUCCUCCUCCGCAUGUUCGUUACCGGCAAACAUCACGAUUGCGCUUGCGGCAGCGGAAGACGUAUCUUCCCUCGUCCCUCUAUUCGUCGAUUUCACAUACCACACGCAUCAAGUUGCAACGCCAGAAGCCGCGCGUGCAUCACUCUCGAGAGCAGUGCAGGGCCACAAGUUGUGGGUUUGUCGCUUCGAUGGCGACAUCGCCGGGUUCACCGUCGUUGGCCGCGAGACGCCGAACACCAUAGCGAUCCGAAAUGUGUUUGUGCGCCCGGAGCACCGCCGCAAGGGCCUUGCGGAGGGAAUGGUGGGCGUGCUCACACGCUUCUACCUUGGGCUCGACACUGUGUUGGAGCCGCAUUACCCGAUGGGACAACCGAAGCGAGAGGUCUGUUUACUUGUCAAAGACCCGGCCGUAGAGAGGAUAUACGCGCGGUGUGGGUUCCUUGUAGGGGAGGACGUGCGCGAUCCGGAGACGGGCCGGAAGGCGUGCUAUGCUUUUGUGUCUCGUGGUGUGCAGACGUAUAGACAACGUGAGAAGCGUAUCCUGAAGACUGCCAUGUCCAGCGUUAGUGCCAUCGACCUUACAUGGUUUCAUGGCAAUGGGCCGAUCGGAGAUAACGCAACGCUGUUGAACCAAAACGAGACCUAG
Molecule: messenger RNA, 1146 nt
Organism: Postia placenta MAD-698-R-SB12
Lineage: Eukaryota; Fungi; Basidiomycota; Agaricomycetes; Polyporales; Adustoporiaceae
Exons: 3
Coding region: 1-1146 (381 amino acids)
Molecular function (GO): acyltransferase activity, transferring groups other than amino-acyl groups
Source: RefSeq, a predicted model, not a curated record